AUGAGGCCCACGGGAAGGAGGAGCAGGACUUCGAACAAGAAAGCAUCAACUAACAAGACACCCCAGUCGACGCCGGCGGCGGAACCAGUGAUUCAGCAGUCCGGAGACAUCAACCGGGCUUCUGUUACUUUUCUCGUUCCAUUGUCGAGUGCACAGCCAUCAGCGUCGACCGCACAGGCUCCAGCUGAUCCACCGUCUUCACUUUUCACCACCCAUCACGUCCCAGAGGACGAAGUGAGUGCCGCCAAAGAAGCUAUACGCCAAGCGGGUCUGAUGAUGGAGCAGAUGAAAGUGGUGCGCGAAGCCAACCAAGCUGCCUAUGAUGCUAGCUCAGCCCUCCAGGCCAAUGUCCAGAGAUCUUGUGAACUUGGAGCUCGGUUUGUUGACUUGGAGCAGAAGCAGAUCCAGCUCAAUCUUGAUCUGGGGUUAGCCAAGGAGAACUUGCAGAAGGCUAAGGAUGAUGCCGUUGAAAAAAUGAAUCAGGCUUUGGCGAAGAAGGAUCUUGACCUUGCAGCCGCACAGAAAACAGUAGAAGAGAGAACGACACUCGCCGACCAGAAGUUGGCCUCAGUCGCAAAACUGGAGGAAGAGAACACCAAGUUGAAGGCUGCCCUUGAUGAAGCCAACAGGGAGAAUUCUGCUAGAACUUCGAGGAAGAGACUGGGCGGAUUGAGACGAACUUGGACCAUCCUCUCCCCUGUUAAGGAUGAAGCUGCCAUGAACGUGCCCCGACUGGAGUCUCGCCUUGCCAGUGUCAUGGACUAUCUUACAUGGCUGAAGGUGGCAAUGUCACGGAUUGACACGACACUCUGGCCAAGGGCGACGCUCCAGAAUGACCUCGAGUCUCUGAUGAUUCGAUUCAAUGAGAUCCCCAGUCGAGUGCAGGAAUGGAAGAAGUCUUCUGCCCGGUGUGGUGCUAACGUGGCUCUGUCUCUGGUUCGCGUCCACUGUAAGGAGGCCAAGGAAGAGAAGCUAGCAGCGCUCAAGGUGGCCAAUACCAAGAGACUUGACUUCUAG
Molecule: messenger RNA, 1017 nt
Organism: Aegilops tauschii subsp. strangulata
Lineage: Eukaryota; Viridiplantae; Streptophyta; Magnoliopsida; Poales; Poaceae
Source: RefSeq, a predicted model, not a curated record